UGAAACCUAAGAAAAUGUUAUAUGAACGAUCAGAUUGGCUAAAGGAAAUGUAUCAAAAUUAUUUUAAAGAUGAAACAAUUUCUAUACUUGGAUAUAGAUCACAAGGAAGUAGACAAGAUUUAAAUGCACGCGAUAAUAGAUUAAAUAUUAUUCUUAGACUCAGAGAAGGAAGGAGUUGA
Molecule: messenger RNA, 179 nt
Organism: Funneliformis geosporum
Lineage: Eukaryota; Fungi; Glomeromycota; Glomeromycetes; Glomerales; Glomeraceae
Source: the annotation of a GenBank genome assembly